Messenger RNA from Eutrema salsugineum, 2382 nucleotides. RefSeq lists its product as uncharacterized. The record is from RefSeq and is a predicted model, not a curated record. The transcript is spliced from 3 exons. Gene Ontology annotation, molecular function: nucleic acid binding; zinc ion binding. NCBI's taxonomy places the organism in Eukaryota, Viridiplantae, Streptophyta, Magnoliopsida, Brassicales, Brassicaceae. The coding region runs from base 1 to 2382 and encodes 793 amino acids.
AUGGCUCCUGAUUUACAUCAAUCCUCGGGUGGUACCUCACAACAGAUGGACCAAUACGAAAAUCAUUACUAUCUUCAUAGUUCUGAUCAUGCUGGACUUAUCUUAGUUUCCGAUCGACUCACCACUGGCACAGACUUUCAUUCUUGGAGACGUUCGGUUCGUAUGGCGCUCAAUGUCCGCAAUAAGCUAGGGUUCAUCGACGGAACGAUUCCUAAACCUAGAGAUGGUGAUAGAGAUGCCGGAUCUUGGUCCCGGUGUAAUGAUAUGGUGGCCACAUGGCUCAUGAAUUCGGUUUCUAAGAAGAUUGGCCAAAGUCUUUUGUUCAUCUCCACGGCUUCAGGUAUCUGGAAAAAUCUCUUAGCUCGAUUCAAACAAGAUGAUGCUCCUAGAAUCUUUGAGAUAGAACAAAGGCUUAGUAAUAUUCAUCAAGGAUCUUUGGAUGUUAGCUCUUACUAUACGGAACUCAUCACACUGUGGGAAGAAUACAACAACUAUGUUGAGUUACCAGUAUGUACUCGUGGAAAAUGUGAGUGCAAUGCAGCAACUCAAUGGGAAUCGAUGCAACUUCGAAGCAGAGUCAUCAAAUUUUUGAUGGGAUUAAAUGAAUGUUAUGAGUCAAUUCGACGACAUAUUCUUGUUCUCAAGCCAAUACCGUCAAUUGAAGAUGCAUAUAAUAUGGUAGCACAAGAUGAGAGACAAAAGUCAAUGAAGCCAACGAGACCUGAAAAUGUGGUUUUCCAAAGUUCUGGUCCUACUCAGUCUACUCAGGACACCUCAGAAAAUGUGGAUUAUGCAGCAUAUGCCUUACAGAACAACUAUCGACCCAAAACGAGACCAGUUUGUACUCAUUGUGGUCAAACAGGACAUGUUAUUCAACGAUGCUUCAAACUACAUGGGUAUCCCCCUGGAUAUAUUCCUGGCUACAAGAGUGCUUCCUCAGCUUACAAUCAAGGUCAAAGACCAUUCGCCCCUACUCAACCUCAAUCUCAACCAAGAGGACAAUUUCCUGCUUUUCAACCCCGAGGAAGAUUUGAAAGUCCAAGACCACAAGUUGUGGCAAAUAUGAUGACUGAUGCUUACCCAUACAUGCCACCUCCAGCUCAAUCCCCUUUGAAUCUCGACUUUAGUAACAUGAACCCGGAGCAGGUUCAGACUCUCAUUCAACAGCUGAGUGCACAAGUUAAAGUCUCAGAUCCUACAGACAAUCCAUCGUCUAGUGCACCGACUGCUACCAUUACAGAGCAUGGAAUUAUGGCUGCUCAAUCCUCAUCUGGUAUCAUUCCUUUUCCAUCUUCUUCAUUGAGAUUUGAAAAUGAUAGACUGACUUUCCAACAUAAAUGUUUAUCCACUCUAUAUAAUAAUCUCCCCCCUGGUUCUUGGAUAAUUGACAGUGGUGCCACUUGUCAUGUGUGUUUUGAUUUGGCUUUGUUUAGUGACAUAGUAUCGGUUUCUGGAAUAACAGUAUCACUUCCGAAUGGACAUAGAGAAGAGAUUACACACACUGGCACAGAGUCUAUUCAGGGCUUGAUGAUUGGUAGAGGACAUCUCAUUCACAAUCUCUACAUAUUACAACUUCACAAUCCUCCUUCAUCUGCAUUUUUCUCUAGAUCCGUGAUGCUUGAUAAUUCGCUUUGGCACCAACGUCUUGGCCACCCAUCUUAUGAGAGAUUAGCUCAAUUGUCCAAUGUUUUACCUCUGUCCAAGUCUAGUAAGUCCUCUGAGUCUCAUUGUCAAAUAUGUCCCUUAGCUAAACAAAAACGAUUACCGUUUGAGUCUAAUAAUCACAUGUCUAGUCUUCCAUUUGAUUUACUUCAUUUAGACAUUUGGGGCCCUUUUAAUACGGAGUCUGUUGAAGGUUAUAGAUUACCAUCUGCUCUUCUCAAGAACAAAACCCCGUAUGAACUUUUACUAAAGAAAACCCCUGAUUACUCUUUUCUUCGAUCUUUUGGGUGCUUAUGCUAUGUUUCUACUUUACAAAAAGAUAGGAACAAGUUUAGUCCUCGUGCAGAUCAGUGUGUCUUCUUAGGAUAUUCCACAGGAUAUAAAGGAUACAAAGUCUUACAUUUGGAUUCGAAUCUUAUAUCUGUCUCUAGGAAUGUAGUUUUUCAUGAAUCUACAUUUCCUUUUGCCACUAUCUCUGAUAAUCAUUCAGUGGAUAUUUUCCAAAGCUCUAUACUUCCUUUACCAAUUCCUGCUGUCUUAGAUGAACAUGUUACAAUUCCACAUUCUAGCUCAUCUCAUAUACCUGACAUGCAUCAUUCUUCUUCCCCUGAUAUUCCUCCAUCUCAUACAUCAUCAUCUGCAUCACAAUCUCCUUCUCUUUGUCCAGGAAAUACUUCUAACCCCUGUUAUUACAGAAACCGGUAUUACUUCACUACCUAA